Molecule: messenger RNA, 5153 nt
Organism: Pangasianodon hypophthalmus (striped catfish)
Lineage: Eukaryota; Metazoa; Chordata; Actinopteri; Siluriformes; Pangasiidae
Gene: wnt8b
Product: wingless-type MMTV integration site family, member 8b
Exons: 6
Coding region: 1033-2106 (357 amino acids)
Biological process (GO): cell fate commitment; canonical Wnt signaling pathway; neuron differentiation
Cellular component (GO): extracellular region
Molecular function (GO): frizzled binding; cytokine activity
Source: RefSeq, a predicted model, not a curated record
AUAUUCAGCACAUAAAUCCCAUAUCCUUAUAUUCAGCACAUAAAUCCCAUAUCCUUAUAUUCAGCACAUAAAUCCCACAUCCUUUCAUUCAGCACACAAACUCCAUAUCCUUUUAUUCAGCACAUAAAUCCCACAUUCUUUUAUUCAGCACAUAAAUCCCAUAUCUUUACAUUCAGCACACAAAUUCCUCAUCCUUACAUUCAGCACAUAAAUCCCAUAUCUUUAUAUUAAGCACAUAAAUCCCAUAUCUUUACAUUCAGCACAUAAAUCCCAUAUCUUUAUAUUAAGCACAUAAAUCCCAUAUCUUUACAUUCAGCAUAUAAAUCCCACAUCCUUACAUUCAGCACACGAAUUCCAUAUCCUUAAAUUCAGCACAUAAAUCCCAUAUCUUUACAUUCAGCACACAAAUUCCAUAUCCUUUUAUUCAGCACAUAAUCUUUACAUUCAGCACAUAAAUCCCAUCUCCAAGUUUUGAAAUUUGUCUAAUUUACAGGCUCGUACAAAGAAAAGGAAAAGAAAACACCCCAAUAACCAUUUUCAGUCUACAUAAAGGGGUUGGUCUGGAUUAAGGAUGAUUUAAUCUAAGUCUCCUCUGUAAAAGUGCGCUAAUUUCCUCAACAGAGAAGAAUCCAAAUAACAUUUGGCGUUUGAUCGGAGCGAUAAUCCCCGACCAUCCUCGGUUCCCAGGCUACUGUAUCACACUGGCUAAAUUGAGUUUUUGAGGAGAUCAGCGAUCUCCAGUCCGAAUUCAUAUGGAUUCGCCCCAACUGUUAAGGCGCACUGAGCUCUUCCCCGCUAUUUGGCCCCGGGGAGCCACUGUGCCCUUUUGAUCAUUUCAGUCUCUGCUAGGCACAAUAGUGCUGAUUGGCUGAAAGGCUAAGAAGGGGGGAAAAGGCUUUAAUUAAGCAGAUAAUCUGGGUUUGGGAUGAGAGCAGAUCCAUUUCAGAGGCAGCCUGUAGCUCAUAUAGACUCUGCUGCGCCUGAGUGCGUUUUCUAGGCUAACAUCAGGCUUUAACUGCGCUCUCUCUCAGGAUGUUCAUCCAUCUGGACGUUUAUUAUUACAUUUUCAUCUUGAUGGUUCACAUGAAAUCCUGCUGCAGUUGGUCAGUGAAUAAUUUCCUGAUGACAGGCCCAAAAGCUUACCUGAUCUAUUCCAGUAGCGUAGCUGCAGGCGCUCAGAGUGGGAUUGAGGAAUGCAAGUAUCAGUUUGCGUGGGAGCGCUGGAACUGUCCAGAACGAGCCCUUCAGCUUUCCACCCACAGCGGACUCAGGAGUGCAACCCGAGAGACAGCUUUUGUUCACGCCAUCAGUUCUGCUGGGGUUAUGUACACUCUCACAAGGAACUGCAGCCUGGGCGACUUUGAUAAUUGUGGCUGUGAUGACACCAGGAACGGUCAACGAGGUGGUCAAGGCUGGCUGUGGGGAGGCUGCAGUGAUAAUGUGGGCUUUGGAGAGGCCAUCUCCAAACAGUUUGUGGAUGCAUUAGAAACUGGGCAAGAUGCACGUGCUGCCAUGAACCUGCACAACAAUGAAGCUGGACGCAAGGCUGUGAAAGGGACCAUGCAAAGGACGUGUAAAUGCCAUGGUGUGUCUGGCAGCUGCACCACUCAGACCUGCUGGCUUCAGUUGCCUGAGUUUCGGGAAGUGGGCAACUACCUGAAAGAGAAGUAUCACCGUGCCAUUAAGGUGGACCUCCUGCGAGGUGCAGGCAACAGUGCAGCCAGUCGUGGGGCAGUCGCCGAGACCUUCAGCUCCAUCUCCCGUAAGGAGCUGGUGCACCUGGAGGAUUCUCCUGAUUACUGUGUUGAGAACCGUACGCUAGGCCUUCCAGGCACUGAAGGCCGUGAGUGCUUAAAGAAGGGCAAGAAUCUGAGUAAGUGGGAGAAGCGUAGCUGCAAGCGGCUAUGCAGUGACUGCGGCCUGGCUGUGGAGGAACGCAAGGCAGAGACUGUAUCCAGCUGCAACUGCAAGUUCCACUGGUGUUGUGCGGUAAAAUGUGAGCAAUGCCGCAAGACUGUCACCAAGUACUACUGUGUGAGAGCCAAGCAGGUUAAGAAUGAUAGUGCAAGUCGAAGAAAAAGUCUUCGUUUAAAGAAGAAGCACUAAUGUGGUCUUUAAGGAUUGAAAAUGAUACCGUGUAAUCUUUAAUAUAUUCAGCCUGAAUUUCGACAGUGCAUUAGCAAUUAAAAACACUGACACGGAAAAAGAACACAUACAGUUCACAAACAAAUAUUAAAAAUGACUGAACUCUAGAAAAGAAGAAGAAAAUAUUGAAAUCUGUGUCUCUGUAUUCCUUUUUAUUAUAAUACAUCUGAAUCUGCAAAACCAACUAAAUAUUAUUGUGUUCUGAAUUGGGGAUAAUAAUCAUACUCUCUGUAAAUGAACUGUAAAUAAGAUGAAGCACUUUGUAUAUUGUUAAUUUAUUUCAUAUAUGUAGUGGUGUUAUGUUUGAUAGAUUUUUUUUUUUAAUUUUGUAUUUCGUCCCACAUACUUUUAUGAUUAAAGAUAUGUAAUGUGUCCUUCCAUAACUAAUUUUUUUUCUAUUUAACGAUAUUGGGUAAGUAUGUGUUUUAUAAAUAGGAACUGCACACUUGUGGAUUAUGAGUGGUUAAAAGUAGUUAAGUGUAAUCUGAAUAUUUUAUGGUAAAUGUUGAAUCUGCAUAAAAGUAUCAAAUUAAAUAUUACAUACAGAUCCAGAGUAUAUACAUAUAUACAGUCCUACUUAUUUUAAACAGUUCCUAUAUACUAACUGUAAAUUGUUUGGCAGGAUUUUUGCUUAAAUUUUUAAGCAUGUCAUAUAAAUUCGCUAAUUCUUUUUUUGUAUUUAGUGUCAGAUAACCCUGGGGCAGGGAAACAAUAAGAAAAGGGUUUUAAUUAUAGUCUUCCUUCCUUCACGCCUCUCUCAAUUUCUUCUUUUCAAAUGCCCUUUUUUCUAUCUAAGUAAUCCUCAAAGAACUCCCAAUACCUUGGCACUUGGAUGUUUCUUUACUGUUUAAUACUGGUUUAAUUAACUUUGUCGAGACAGAGGGAAAACAUGGACCAAGUCGCCCCUCAAAUUAUCUUGCCUCUAAUUUUGUAUGCUAAUCUCCUUUUCACGCCAUCAUCUUGGGGGAAAAAAUGUUGGGAAACUUCAUGUGGCCUGUAUUGGGCUUCCUGUGGAUGUUUUAUUCCAAGCCCACCUAUUUGGCUCCUUUCACUCCUCUAGGGCCUUCCUUUGCUCGAUUUAACAAUGAAUGGCGAGCUAAUCAGCUCCCUCGGUAAUGCACCACUGCUGAAGAAGCUAAUCCCUCUCUCCUCCUCCUUCAAUGGCCUGUCGCCUUCAAAGGGACUUUGGGAAAAGGCUUUGCAUGGAUUCACACUAUUUGAUGAAUAGAAGUUAGUUCAAGUAUUGUACCUAAACAAGGAGGGUUCAUAAACAAAUACUUGCCAGCUUCCAUCCCACCUGCAGAAGUGCCAGCCCUACUGUAGCACCCAGUGACAAAACUAAGGCCCCGCACAAGUGAUAUCCUAUUAAAAAGGCUAAUUAAAUCUCCACUGAGUAAUGCUUGCAGGCAUAGUCUGCUUUACUUAAAGACGUAUCAGCGAAGCACCUCACUGAUCUUACUUGCUUCCUCUCGGCUACGGCUGAUUUGGAAUUCCUCCUGUACAUGUUAUAAUCAGUCAAAUGAACCGAAUGGAAAAAGGAGUUCUAUCAGUUCCCUUUCAGUGCAUUGUAACUUGUCAGCAGGUCUUUUGCUUUUUAUGGUCAUUACAUAAAUCAAAUCAAAUUCCAGUCACAAACAUCACUAGGAAGAUUUUUAAUAUGGAAAAACACAGCAUUUUUAAUCAUGAAACUGUUGCACUUACACAUGCAGAAUAUGGAAAAACUACAGAUCUCACAGCUGCAACUACAUCAGAUCUGUGUCUUUGCAGCUGUCUGCUAAAUCUGAUCAGUUCCAAUUUUAGCAGUUAAAAAUUUGAGAGUUCAGAAAUUCUUCAACUUUACUGCUAAACUUCUUUUCCACCUUGUGCAUGUUUAGUUAAGUAUAAGGCUGUAUCUUGCCAAUUGUGAUUUGCAGUGAGCCAUGAGUCUGAGGUGUCAGAGACAUUUUAUAGGAGGAACUGAAGAUUAGUAGCUGUCCACACGUAGGUCUAAAUCUGCUCCCAUAAUUCGGAAGGUCAGUGUGCAUUUCUGAUGUCACUGAACCAUAAAUCAUACUUCAGGACUCUGUGUUUUUCUGGGAAACAACCUACAUAUAUAUGUGUUAAUUAAAAAAAAAGAAAUGCUAAUGUAUUUUAAAGAGACUUUUAAAAUGAUAGGUAUGUUGUAGAAGUAAAAGUACAAAAGUUUGUCUAUAGAAAUUAUAUAUCAGUUAGCAAAUCCAUUUUGAUUUAUACUGGAAAAUAUAAACACAAUUAAGAGAGGCAAUUUUCUUCCAUCAAAGGAAGUGAUGAUACAACCUACAAAGGAUGGGAAAAUUACACUUAAUAGUUCUGUAAAACCUUGACUAAUGGGAUUUGUGGCUUUGGAGCUUUGGACACACAGCACCAAGAGAGAGUUAGGGUCAGUAGGAUGUGCUGAGAGAAAACAAUGACAUGAGUGCUGAAGAUUCUUGCUCAGAAAUAAUAUAUGUGACUUGUUUAAGGAAGUAAUCUAGUGCCUUUCUUUCUUCCCUUUUUAAAAAAAAUGUUUUGGUCUUUUUGACCAUCUCGGCUGUGCUCACACUAUGUGAUUUACAUUUGUACAUUUUUUAAUGCAAAGUGACUUAUACAUGAGACAGAAUAUAAUCCAAACACAGUAUGUAGUAUAUAAUAUGUAGCUGAGCAGUUGAGGUCUAAGGGUCUUAUUAGGUUUAUUAGGUUAAUAUUUAGCAUACUAUUGAAGUGUGAGCUUUGACUGUUAUCUGCAGAAACUGCACAUAACUUCAGACUUGAAUAGAGGCCCAGACAUAGUAUAUGAGGACAUGAGAGAGGUGCUACAGUUCCAUCUGCUGGUGAACUGAAUGAAGCUGCUGAUAAUGUGGCUAUAUCAGACUAUGCUCCCAUUUAAAAUCUUAAUGAACUUCACUACUUAAUAUGUGUUGUUAAGUUGUGUCUUAAGUUUGCAUAUCAUACAAGCAUUCAGUUUUGAUUUAAAACUGGAAAGAAACAGAAAGUUUUAUAAUUCUGAAACA